Molecule: messenger RNA, 810 nt
Organism: Entrophospora sp. SA101
Lineage: Eukaryota; Fungi; Glomeromycota; Glomeromycetes; Entrophosporales; Entrophosporaceae
Source: the annotation of a GenBank genome assembly
AUGAGAAGAGUUGAAAUUAAUGAAUCGGAGGUAAAAGAACUCUUGAGAAAAUUUGGUUGCUCAAUCACUGGUAAUAUAAAGAUGAUUAAACAUCUGAUUCCUGGUGCAUUAGAACGUCUUGUGAUUGAAACCAUUAUCAAAAAAACUAAUGAUUACUUUGAACUUGAAGAGAAUGAUAAAUAUGGCAAACAAGAUGGUGAUAAACAUGAUGAUGAAAAGCAACUACAGACUUUAGAAAUGAAAGUAGUUAAGACAACAGAACAACUGUUGAAGUUAACAGAUUCAAUUUCAAUAAAUCGUACUGGAAUUAAUGAAGUUAGCAAAGCUGCUUCAACAAAAUUACGACAACAAAUUUAUGGUAGUGUUCUUGGAAAUUGUGGAUUUUCUGAUAUUGCUAUUGGCAAAGAAAAUAAAAAACAUCCAUUGAUUGCAACAUUACAAAAAGAUAUUCUAGAUUUAAUGAAUCGUUAUCGUACAAUUAAAAACCCAGAAAAAUUGUCAAAAAUUGAAAGCUUGAAUGAUGAGAUUGUUAGACAAAUUGUUAAUAUAUUUUUUUUUCAGUUGAAAGCACAAGAACCUGUUGCCCAUUGGAAAUUUUUUAUGAAUAAAACAAGCAUCGAUAACACUAUGAUGGAAGGAUGUUGGGACAUAACUGAGCUUGAAAAUUUACAUGUUGAUAUUUGUGCGUUUCCAAUGAUUGUAUCUAAUCUUUGCAAAGCUGAUGAUAAAAAUUUGAAAGUAAUCUUUCCAGCUCAAAUUAUCACAGGUAGAAAUAUUAAAUGUGACAAAGGUGAAGUUAAAUAUGAUUAA